AGGCGGGCGAGAGGCCGGGCCGGGAGGCCGCGGCCGAGCCGGGGGCUCGCGUAGAUGUGCAGCCCGGGGGAGGCCCCCCCCGGGCCGGCCUCGGCCGGGGACUUGCCCCCGGAGUGGGAGACGGAUGACGAGCGCAUGGCCUUCCUGUUCUCGGCCUUCAAGCAGAGCCGCGAGGUGAACAGCACCGAGUGGGACAGCAAGAUGGCCUUCUGGGUCGGGCUGGUGCUGGCCCGCGGCCGGCGGAGGGGCGCGGUGAGGACGUGCCUGAGGGAGCUGCAGAACGGCUUCGAGCGGCGGGGCAGCGUCCCCUUGGGGCUGGGCACGGUCCUCAGGGAGCUGCUGAGACGUGGGAAGCUGCAGAGGGAGUCAGACUUCAUGGCCAGUGUUGACAGCAGCUGGAUCUCGUGGGGUGUGGGCGUUUUCAUCCUGAAGCCCCUCAAGUGGACCCUCUCCAGCGUGCUGGGGGACAGCAAAAUCCCCGAGGAAGAGGAGGUUCUGAUUUACGUGGAGCUGCUUCAGGAGAAGGCAGAGGAGGUUUAUCGCUUCUACCAGAACUCUGCCCUCUCUUCCCACCCCGUGGUCGCCCUGUCCGAGCUCCGCUCGCUUUGCGCCGGGCUCUGCCCGGACGAGAGGACCUUCUACUUGUUGCUGCUGCAGCUGCAGAAGGAGAAGAGGGUCACCAUCCUGGAGCAGAACGGAGAGAAGAUCGUGAAGUUUGCCCGGGGCCUCCACGCCAAGGUGUCCCCGAUGAACGACGUGGACAUCGGCGUUUAUCAGCUGAUGCAGAGCGAGCAGCUGCUGUCACAGAAGGUGGAGUCCCUUUCCCAGGAAGCAGAGAAGUGUAAAGAGGAUGCCAGGAGUGCUUGCAGAGCUGGGAAGAAGCAGCUGGCCCUGAGGUGCCUCAAGUCCAAGCGGAGGACGGAGCGGCGCAUCGAGGAGCUGCACUCCAAGCUGGACGCGGUGCAGGGGAUCCUGGAUCGGAUCUACGCCUCCCAGACCGACCAGAUGGUGUUUAAUGCCUACCAGGCUGGAGUGGGAGCUCUGAAGCUUUCCAUGAAGGAUGUGACUGUGGAGAGAGCGGAGAACCUGGUGGAUCAGAUCCAGGAGCUUUGUGACACUCAGGACGAAGUGGCGCAGACGCUGGCGGGAGCGGGGCUCAACGGCCUGGCAGAGGUGGACUCUGAGGAGCUGGAGAAGGAGCUGGACAGCCUCCUGCAGGACUCCAGCAAGGAUUCCUUGGAUCUGCCUCCCGUUCCCCAGAAGGUGCCGAGCGCUCCCAUCUCGGAUGCCGAGCUGGAAGCCGAGCUGGAGCGGCUCUCCGUGUGUGCUGCAGACCCGGCACAAAAGGCUCCCUCUGCCUCUUCUGAACCCAAAACAGCUCCGGGACUGAAUCUCUGAGGAGCCAACAGAAUCCUGCUGCCGCAGCUCGGGAAUUUGUCUCGGUGUCCCUUAACUCACGACCAGAACUUCCAAGGAGAGGGGCUCAGCUCCCUGUCCUCCUGGAUCCGUCCUGGCUCAGCAGCAGGAGCUCCUGCCGUGACAAUCCGCUCUGGACCCGGCCCCAGCUGCUCUGGUGUCAUCUCUGUGCCAACAUCCGCGCCGGUCUCGGUCUGACUCUGCCACGUCCGACCUUCCCUCCUGGGAACGCGGCUCCAGCGAGGACAAAACUCUCCUGUCUGUGUCCAUAGCGGUGCUGGGGUUUGGGUUUGGGGUUAGGGUUUGGUUUCUGUCCCUUUGCUGUGGCUGAUGUUGAGGAUCUCAGCACAGCAGCGUUCAGCUCUUUGUGUGGUUGUUCACAACACUUGGCACAUCAGUCCCGGCCCGGUGCUUGUUGUGUCCCUCCCUCUGCAUCCUGCACGCGCAGCCAGGCGCCGGAACUGCUCAGUUUUAGGAGAUUUUUGGUGCUGCUCCGAGAGGGCAGCCGUGGCAAGCACAAUCCCAAAUCCCUCUGUCUGUAAUGACCUGGAGGCCUUAAAAGGGAGACCUGCAAAAGUUGGGCCCGUGCUGCUGUCUCCAGCCUCUUCCUGCUGGAUUUCCUCUGGAAAUUGGAGCUGUGGCUGGUUUUGUGUCCUCCCCGGGAGCUGUGGGGUGAUGGCCCUGCGCUGCCACGGAGGGAUUUGGGCUGGGGAGAGAAGGGAUCCCUUGGGAGAGCACAGCUCCACGGAGCAGCCUCGGCUCUCCCGGCGCUGCGAUCCCACAGGAUCCCAAAAAUCCCCAACCCCGAUCCCUGGGGAUGUUUUCGGUGCACAAAACCCCUGAGUGCCAACCCCUGCAGCUGCUGCAGGGCUGCGUCUCCCCACACCGACCGAACACGAAUCUUUCGCAGGUCACUUUUUACCCCUCACCGCCGCGGGAAGCCCCAAAUCCCUGAAAAAAAAAAACCCACGGAGCUUCCGGGAGGGGAAUGUGCCCUUCCCUGGGAUUGCUGGGCGUGGCAGGGGAGUGCCUGGCUGCCUGUGGAUGGAUCUCCAGCCCUGUGCCCCUCUCCCGACUGGGAAUGUGUCCCCAACGCACUGGGAAUGUGUCCCCAACGCACUGGGAAUGUGUCCCCAACGCACUGGGAUUGUGUCCCCACAGCACUGGGAUUGUGUCCCACAGCACUGGGAAUUUAUCCCCACAGCACUGGGAAUGUGUUCCACACCAUUGGGAAUUUAUCCCCACAGCACUGGGAAUGUGUUCCAGCCCUAUUGGGAAUUUAUCCCCAACACACUGGGAAUGUGUUCCAGCCCUAUUGGGAAUUUGUUCCAGCCCCACUGGGAAUGUGUUCCAGCCCUUCCACGCUGCCUCUCCAGACUCCAUUCCUCAGUGGCAGUUUGGGAUGAUGGGGGCUGGAGUUUCUCCUGCUGGUGAUCUCCUCUUGGCAGUGGGAUGUCCCCAGGGUGGCAGUGGGAUGUCCCCUGCACUGGGGGUGGCAGUGGGAUGUUCCCAGGGUGGCAGUGGGAUGUCCCCAGCACUGGGGGUGGCACUGCCCUGUCCCUGGGGCUGUGUCCCCUCUGUCCCCCCUCACCGGUGCAGCUCCCGGUUCCCCGUGGAAUGAUGUGAAAUGACGCUCUGUGUUCCUUUCCUCUGGAAGUAAACGGGAGAAAGAC
Molecule: messenger RNA, 3089 nt
Organism: Hirundo rustica (Barn swallow)
Lineage: Eukaryota; Metazoa; Chordata; Aves; Passeriformes; Hirundinidae
Gene: CHMP7
Product: charged multivesicular body protein 7
Exons: 10
Coding region: 55-1398 (447 amino acids)
Biological process (GO): late endosome to vacuole transport via multivesicular body sorting pathway; vesicle budding from membrane
Cellular component (GO): multivesicular body; cytoplasmic side of plasma membrane; ESCRT III complex
Source: RefSeq, a predicted model, not a curated record